This is a messenger RNA of Aspergillus melleus, 969 nucleotides long. RefSeq lists its product as uncharacterized. NCBI's taxonomy places the organism in Eukaryota, Fungi, Ascomycota, Eurotiomycetes, Eurotiales, Aspergillaceae. The transcript has a single exon. The record is from RefSeq and is a predicted model, not a curated record. The coding region runs from base 1 to 969 and encodes 322 amino acids.
AUGCUCCUCCUCAUCGCCGGAAUCACCGGCUCCUUAGGCCAACGUCUCGCCGAACAAGCCCUAUCCCGCGGCCUCUCCGUCCGGGGCCUCGGGCGCCAUCCCUCCAAACUCCCCCCUCGACUCACCCAAGCCCUCGAAUCCUUCAUCCCCUGCACCUCACACUCUGACCUCCCCGCCCUCCGCACCACCGUCACAGGCGUCGACGCCAUCGCAUGCGCCUACACCACAGACCCGGUGCUCUACCUCGAAGGCGGCCUGUGGCUCCUCCGCGCCGCCGAAGCCGCCAACGCCAACGUCCAGAUCUUCAUCGCUGCGUCGUGGACCCAGGACUGGACGAAUAUCCAACACGGAGAUUUCGAGCUGUAUGAUUCGAUUCUGGCGUUUGUGGACCACGUCGCUGCUACGAGUGUGAUUCGGCCCGUGUAUUUGGUUAAUGGCACGUUUGCGGAGUGGUUGAUGCGGGCUGCUACUCCUGGUCUCGGUUCUGAGGGGAAUGGCAAACCCUCGGGCUCCGUGCGUUGUGAAUACUGGGGCACCGGCGAUACGAAACGGAUCUCGUGGACGACGAUGGAUGAUGCAGCGGCGUACACGAUCGAGCUUUUAUGCAGCAACCCCGCGAUCCGGGAGGGACAGGGAGGGGUCUUCCGAUUCCGGUCUGGGGAGCUGACACUGCGUGAGAUGGCGGCUAUUUAUGAGAAGGUGACGGGUCAGGAGGUUGAGGUUGUUUGUAGGGGGAGUUUGGAGGAUGGGGAGAGGGAGUUGGAUGCGAAGAAGAGGGAGACGGGGCGUGCUGGGGUUUGGGAUCGACUGCGUUUGUCGUCGAGUGUGGUUGCGGCUAGAGGGUCGUGGGAGUUUAAGGAGCCGGUUUUGGAUUUGUCGUAUGUGAAGGAGCCGACGAGUUUUGAGGAGCAUCUUAGAGAGAGGAUGGAGGGGGGUUUGAGGUGUGGUGGGAUUGGUAGGGAAGCGUAG